Molecule: messenger RNA, 3825 nt
Organism: Misgurnus anguillicaudatus (oriental weatherfish)
Lineage: Eukaryota; Metazoa; Chordata; Actinopteri; Cypriniformes; Cobitidae
Gene: shkbp1
Product: SH3KBP1 binding protein 1
Biological process (GO): protein homooligomerization
Molecular function (GO): protein binding
Source: RefSeq, a predicted model, not a curated record
ACUUCCGCUAGCCACAUUUCUCCACAGCUUCCGCUGUUCUUCUGUUUAGUGAGACAGUCCAGAACUAGAAACUCGUGUUUUUAUUAUGAAGUUUAUAUUAACACUUUCUUAAUUUUCCGAAAUGACAUGAAUGUUGUAUCAUGGCGAGGAUUGGGGACAUCAUUCAUCUGAACGUCGGGGGAAAAAGGUUCAGUACCUCCAGACAGACCCUGACGUGGGUUCCUGACUCAUUUUUCUCAAGUUUGUUAAGUGGGCGGAUAUCGACAUUGAAGGAUGAGACUGGGGCGAUUUUCAUAGACAGGGAUCCAUCUCUUUUUGCUACGAUCCUGAAUUUUCUGCGCACUAAAGAGCUGCACCCAAGGUCCAUAGAUGUUCAUCUGUUAAUGCACGAGGCAGAGUUUUAUGGGAUCACUCCACUAGUGAGAAAGCUGCAGUUGUGUGAUGAGUUGGAUCGCUCCUCUUGUGGGAACGUCCUGUUCAAUGGCUACCUGCCACCACCAGUGUAUCCAGUGAAGCGCAGAAACAGGCACAGUGUUGCAGGUUCACAGUUCCCUGGUGGGCGUGCAGGACCUGUAGAGAGAGCACCUGUGAGGAGAAGUAACACGAUGCCACCUAACCUGGGCAAUGCUGGCAUAUUGGGCAGAGCUGUUGUGGAGGAGCGAGUGCCAGGUCCAGUCUCUGAUCCAGGAAUGGUCCGAAUCAUAUGCGGUCAUCAUAACUGGAUUGCUGUGGCCUACACUCAAUUUGUGGUCUGUUACAGGGUUAAGGAGUCUACUGGAUGGCAGCAGGUCUUUACGAGCCCACGGCUGGACUGGGUGAUCGACAGGGUUGCUCUUAAUGCUAAAGUCAUGGGCGGUUCACUUGGGGACAAUGAUAAGAUGGUGGCUGUGGCAUCAGGCACAGAGAUAAUAUUAUGGGCUAUCUGUCCUGAUGGAAAUGGCAAUGAAAUCGGUGUGUUCAGUCUGAAUGUGCCGGUGGAGGCUUUAUUCUUCGUGGGAAAUCAGCUCAUUGCCACCAGUCACACGGGUAAAGUGGGAGUUUGGAACGCUGUUACUAAACACUGGCAGAACCAGGAUGUGGUUCCCAUCAACAGUUAUGACACUGCUGGCUCAUUCCUCAUUUUGGGCUGUAACAAUGGAUCUAUUUACUACAUAGAUGUCCAGAAGUUUCCAUUGCGGAUGAAGGAUAAUGAUUUGUUGGUGACUGAACUGUAUCGAGACCCCAGUGAAGACGCUAUUACCGCUUUAAGCGUCUACCUGACACCCAAAACAAGUGAUAGUGGGAACUGGAUUGAGAUAGCGUAUGGUACCAGUUCAGGCACUGUACGUGUUAUAGUGCAGCAUCCAGAGACCGUAGGAUCUGGUCCACAACUCUUCCAGACAUUCUCCGUACACCGCAGCCCGGUUACUAAGAUCAUGCUGUCUGAGAAGCAUCUCAUCUCUGUGUGUGCUGACAACAAUCAUGUCCGCACAUGGACAGUGACGCGUUUCCGAGGUAUGAUCUCCACCCAGCCUGGCUCCACCCCCCUUACUUCCUUUAAGAUCCUGUCAUUGGACGAUAUUGAUGGCCAUGGAGGCUGUGCUGCAGGAACAGAAAUAGGUCCGUAUGGGGAAAGAGACGAGCAGCAGGUGUUUAUCCAACGUGUGGUUCCUGACACCGAUAAACUCUACGUGAGGCUCUCCUCCAAUGGGAAAAGGGUUUGUGAGGUGCGCUCGGUGGAUGGGACCUCCAUUACGGCAUUCGUGGUUCAUGAAUGUGAAGGAUCCAGCCGCAUUGGUUCCAGACCCCGCCGGUACCUCUUCAGUGGUCAUAGUAACGGCAGCAUCCAGAUGUGGGACCUCACAACGGCAAUGGAGAUUGCAGGAAAAGUAGAUAUUAAAGCUCUUGGUGGUCCGACUGAAGAGGAGCUUUUGGAAUUGUUGGACCAAUGUGAUCUUGCACUGACUCGAACCCCAGACAUGAGUCCUGCGGUCUCUCUCACACAUUCCUCUCGCAACUCUACCUGCAGUCUGCAGUCCCAGUCGAGUGAGAGCGGCCGAGCUGGCGCUGGUUUCCGGGGUCCUAUUCCUCUUAAUGGCAGUCUGCCUCGCCACGCCCCUUUAGUACCCCUCGGCAAACCCCGCGACCUACCAUCCCACCUCGGCCUCAGCCAGUCCUCUCUCGCCAGUAACAACAGCCCCCAUUCAAACCGGGCCCCGCUGGAGCGAGAGAAAGACCUGGGAGCUAUCCGGAGAGGAAGCUUCGUAGAGCGCUGUCAAGAAAGAGCCAAGUGCUCAGAUAUGGGCGGCCUUGAUCCCGGGAGGCGGAGUUUAGCGGUAUGCAGUGAGCUUGAAGCGCGACUGGGCCUCAGGAUGCAGUCUCCGUUCCCCGCCCUGCCAGCGGCCUGCUCGUCAACUCCAACGUCAUCAUCAGCAGUGUCAAUGAGAAGACCUGCUCCUGGCACACCAAGCCCCACCCCUUCACCAGUCAGUCCAUCGAGAUCACAAACCUCCGUGUCUCCGAGACGACCCGUCACAUCUCCAACCAAUGAGGCCACGCCCAAUGAGAACGGGACCGGCCAUGGCCGUGAAAGCCCCGCCUCUCCACCUUCCACCAGCCCUAAACCUCAUAUGAAUGAAACUAGCUUCUGAUGAAGAAAAUACUAAAUUGUGAAAACAUCGUCUUCCUCGUGUCUGAGUGCCUUAUUUAGAGACAUUAAGAGAAUAUGUUGCAUGUAAAUGAUAUAUCCACAUUCCAUAAGACUUAAAAAAAGAAGACCAAAAAUGUCUGCAAAUAUAGUAGAUGUGAGACUAUCAGCAGUUUACAUUAAACCUGACAGGAGUGGGUUGUUGUGGGUAAAGCAGACAAUGCUGCUGGUGUGCCAUUGAAACAGUAAACGGGCUACUAAUGUAUACUUAAAACAUGAAUUACAUCAUGGGGCGGAUUUCCGGACAGGGUUUACAUCAGGGGUCUCCAACCUUUUUGUGAGCAAGGGCUACCACAAUGGAUAAAACUAUCUGGAGGGCUACUUUUUUUAAAAUGUUUUAAAAUUAAAGGGACAAUAAGUAGGAUUUACCCCCAUCUAGUGGUAAAAUUGUAUUUUGCAUUCAAAUGAAUAGUGCUCUCUAGCGCCUCGCUUUUCCAAAUGCCUGUUGCAACUACAGUAGUCGUUAUGUAAUCACUGAUCUCCUUGUCCGUUUCAGCUGGUUCAUGUGUUCUGAAUAGAAAACGCGUUUUGGAAACUAGUGCUUUUUGUCCCUCUCUGCUAUUAUAGUUCAAGCCUCCUUGGACUUACCCGUUCAAUGUAAGUAAAGAGAAAAAAUUCUAAGCUUACAAAGAAAAGUCAGAUCACUGGCAGAGAUCAUUUGAUACCAACGAGGACAUAUUUAUGAAUAAAGACAUUGAUUUUGAUUAAUAAAAUACUUAAAACCCUACUUACUGUCCCUUUAAGGCAGCUCAAACAUGCAUUUUAGUCUGGGAUUAGGAUAAGCCCUGUCCAGGAAACAGCCCCUUUAAGCAUUUGUAUUUAAAAUCUUAAACCACAUGAUCUUGGAUUGGGAUGUCUACCUUGCAGUGUAUCGGUUCACAUGACUAUUUUUGUAUUAUGAGCAUGAAACGUCGCUGUAAAUGUGCAGCUGCUUUUGAAGUUUAAAUUUGUGCUUUCCAUUUAAUACAUUGUCAUUUAUGAUUACAGAUCUGGUAUUGUUGCCAGCUAUUGGCACGGUAUAUAUUGAUUUCCACCCCAAAGAGGAAUUGUGUAGGUGUUGCAAAAGAAUGAUGAAUCUUCAUUUGAUUGAACUGAAGUUGAAUUCUUCCACAACACAAUAAAACAUCUUCGUAUUAUAA